AUGAACCGGUACCGCGGCCGAAUCGAGCAAGGUCUUGAAAGCUACAUCUAUGCAGCUCUCCGGAGAGAUGUGGAACCAGGCGGGAAUUUCUUCCGGCUGGGCAAGAAAGAGCAUUCCGCCAAUCGACAAGAGACAAUGACACUCCGCUCCUACAACCCCGACGACGCGAGAACUGUUCGUCUUGGUGCAGCUGAACAGCAGCAGACCUCAUGUUGGAUAGGUCCUAGACGAAACUCGAUGAGCCUUUAA
Molecule: messenger RNA, 249 nt
Organism: Protopolystoma xenopodis
Lineage: Eukaryota; Metazoa; Platyhelminthes; Monogenea; Polystomatidea; Polystomatidae
Source: the annotation of a GenBank genome assembly